Messenger RNA from Grammomys surdaster, 6791 nucleotides. It is a transcript of the gene Pde4d, whose product is annotated as phosphodiesterase 4D. The transcript has 16 exons. Bases 16 to 2259 code for a protein of 747 amino acids. Gene Ontology annotation, molecular function: transmembrane transporter binding; 3',5'-cyclic-AMP phosphodiesterase activity; ATPase binding. The record is from RefSeq and is a predicted model, not a curated record. Gene Ontology annotation, biological process: cAMP catabolic process; signal transduction; regulation of cardiac muscle cell contraction. Gene Ontology annotation, cellular component: nucleus; cytosol; perinuclear region of cytoplasm. NCBI's taxonomy places the organism in Eukaryota, Metazoa, Chordata, Mammalia, Rodentia, Muridae.
ACUGAAAACCUCACCAUGGAGAGGAACACUAGUGAUGCACUUUCUCGGAGCAAAACUGCCUCUGAGGAAACAUUGCACUCCUGUAAUGAAGAAGAGGACCAUUUCCGUGGAAUGGAGCCCUAUCUUGUACGGAGACUUUCAUCCCGCAGCAUCCAACUUCCUCCUCUUGCCUUCAGACAGUUGGAACAAAUGGACUUGAGAAGCGAAUCAGAGAAUAUCCCUCGGCCAACCAGCCUCCCCUUGAAAAUCCUGCCUCUGAUUGCUGUCACAUCUGCAGACUCAAGUGGUUUCGAUGUGGACAAUGGAACAUCAGCGGGACGGAGUCCCUUGGAUCCCAUGACCAGCCCAGGGUCUGGGCUGAUUCUCCAAGCAAACUUUGUCCACAGUCAACGCCGGGAGUCCUUCCUGUAUCGAUCUGACAGUGACUAUGACCUCUCUCCAAAGUCUAUGUCCAGGAACUCCUCGAUUGCCAGUGAUAUACAUGGAGAUGACUUGAUUGUGACUCCAUUUGCUCAGGUCUUGGCCAGCCUGCGAACUGUACGAAACAACUUUGCUGCAUUAACUAAUUUGCAAGAUCGAGCACCCAGCAAAAGAUCACCCAUGUGCAACCAACCAUCCAUCAACAAAGCCACCAUCACAGAGGAGGCCUACCAGAAACUGGCCAGCGAGACCCUGGAGGAGCUGGACUGGUGUCUGGACCAGCUAGAGACCCUGCAGACCAGGCACUCCGUCAGUGAGAUGGCCUCCAACAAGUUCAAAAGGAUGCUUAACCGGGAGCUCACUCAUCUCUCUGAAAUGAGUCGGUCUGGCAACCAGGUGUCGGAGUACAUAUCAAACACAUUCUUAGAUAAGCAGCAUGAAGUGGAAAUUCCCUCUCCAACUCAGAAGGAAAAGGAGAAGAAGAAAAGGCCAAUGUCGCAGAUCAGUGGGGUCAAGAAGUUGAUGCAUAGCUCCAGCCUGACUAAUUCGUGUAUCCCAAGGUUUGGGGUUAAAACAGAGCAGGAAGAUGUCCUGGCCAAGGAACUAGAAGAUGUGAACAAGUGGGGCCUCCAUGUUUUCCGAAUAGCAGAGCUGUCUGGUAACCGGCCUCUGACUGUUAUCAUGCACACCAUUUUUCAGGAACGAGAUUUGUUAAAAACGUUUAAAAUCCCAGUAGACACUUUGAUUACGUAUCUUAUGACCCUGGAAGACCAUUACCAUGCUGACGUGGCCUAUCACAACAACAUCCAUGCUGCAGACGUCGUCCAGUCCACUCACGUGCUGCUCUCUACACCCGCCUUGGAGGCUGUGUUCACAGACUUGGAGAUCCUCGCGGCCAUUUUUGCCAGUGCAAUCCAUGAUGUGGAUCAUCCUGGUGUGUCUAAUCAAUUUCUGAUCAAUACAAACUCGGAACUUGCCUUGAUGUACAACGACUCCUCUGUCUUAGAGAACCAUCACUUGGCUGUGGGAUUUAAGUUGCUCCAGGAAGAAAACUGUGACAUUUUCCAGAAUCUGACCAAAAAGCAAAGACAAUCUUUAAGGAAAAUGGUCAUUGACAUUGUACUUGCGACAGACAUGUCAAAGCACAUGAAUCUGCUGGCUGAUCUGAAAACGAUGGUUGAAACUAAGAAGGUGACAAGCUCUGGCGUCCUCCUCCUUGAUAACUAUUCCGACAGGAUCCAGGUCCUUCAGAAUAUGGUGCACUGUGCAGACCUGAGCAACCCCACAAAGCCACUCCAGCUGUACCGACAGUGGACGGACCGGAUAAUGGAGGAGUUCUUCCGCCAGGGGGACAGGGAACGUGAACGCGGCAUGGAGAUAAGUCCCAUGUGUGACAAGCACAACGCCUCUGUGGAAAAAUCACAGGUGGGCUUCAUAGACUAUAUUGUUCAUCCACUCUGGGAGACAUGGGCAGACCUCGUACAUCCUGAUGCCCAGGACAUUUUGGACACUUUGGAGGACAAUCGUGAGUGGUACCAGAGCACAAUCCCCCAGAGCCCCUCCCCUGCACCUGAUGACCAAGAGGAGGGCCGGCAGGGACAGACUGAAAAAUUCCAGUUCGAACUAACCUUAGAGGAAGACGGCGAGUCAGACACUGAAAAGGACAGUGGAAGUCAAGUGGAGGAAGACACUAGCUGCAGUGACUCUAAGACUCUGUGCACCCAAGACUCGGAGUCCACUGAAAUUCCCCUUGAUGAGCAGGUUGAAGAGGAGGCUGUAGCAGAAGAGGAAAGCCAGCCUGAAACUUGUGUCGCAGAUGAUUGCUGUCCUGACACGUAACAGUAUAAAGGCUGUCACACUUUUUCUUUUUUCUUUUUUUUUUUUUAAGUAGAAAACAAUUGUUUCCAAAGUGCAUGUCACAUGCUACAGCCAUGGUCACACCUCACUGUCAUCUGCCAGGACGUUUGUUGAACAAAACUGACCUUGAACUACUCAGUCUGGCGCUCAGGAAUAUUGUAACCAGUUCUUUCACCCCCAUGUCAUCGGAGAAGGGAGAUGUCUUCACGAACACGAUGCUGACGUGACGUCAGCCCGGUAGAGCUGACAAGGCAGAUAAAAUCAACUCCAACUGUUUUCAAGGGAGCGUGGCUCAUCCAGCUGCCCAGACGUAGAUCGGAUUGCAGGGUUCCUUCCUGGUUUGUUUGCAGAAAUUUUAAGAAGAAAGGCGGCAUUUGAUGAUGCGUAUCGUGAACUCACAGAUGUAGCAAUGAAAGGGUCAGGAACAGGACACAGCUUGGAUCUGUCCCCAGGAGGAUGAGCCACAGCAAUUGCAUAAUUUUCUAAUUUCAAGUCUUCCUGAUACGUGACUGAACAGUGUGGUUCAGUGAGCCACACGCACCUCUACAUUUUGUAUGAUAUGUAAAACAAAUUUUUUUGUAGAGCUUACUUUUAUUAUUAAAUGUAUUGAGGUAUUAUAUUUAAAAAAAAACACAAAACAAAACAAAAGUCUGUUCAGAACUUCAUCUGCCGCUGGUUAUUAUUAUUAUUAUUAUUAUUUUUUUUACUAAGAUGUAACUUGCAAGUUUUCAGUACGGAUCAGUACCACACUGGAGAAAUCUCAUUUACGAAUUUUACUCGCACCUUAGAGUUCAUAGCAAUGAACUGAUUUGUAGUGAUUCAUUGUUUUAUAUACCGAUGACUUCCAUACUCUAAAACAGAGAAACAAAUUUGUGUUGCCGGAAACCCUUUUUGUAAGUGUCCAUUGACUCCUCCUUUUCUUUCACUCCUCCGCCUCCAGGAGAGUUGCUCUCCCCCAUCGCUUCCUUCACUGUGUGCAAACUAUUUAUUCUGUGAUACGUCAAUGUGCAUUAUGUCUAGUGUGACUUAAACCUCAUAGGAACUGCUCUUGUCUGAAGUCAAUGGGAGCUAUAUAAAUACCCAGUAGCUAAAACAAUCAGUCUUUUCCAGGCGUUUUCCUACCCACUGCCUACUGAUGACUUCCUUUUUUUUUUUUUAAUUUUUUAAUGUGUCAGGAGACAUGCAUUCACAAAUGCUUCUCCUUGUAGAAGGUCAUUCAUGUACAUCUCAUGAUCAUUUCAUUGUUGCUCACAGCCAGUUACAGGAAGAAAAACACAUUUUCCCAUCAUGCUGCUUGAUUUAAUGUCUAUGCCAGCCUCUGCCCAUGUUGGGUUCUUACCAAGUAUGUCACUACCAUUCUGACUGAGAAAAAAGAAACAGGUUGUCAGGUUAGGGUUGCAGUUGAAUUCUAUUACAUGGUUCUGUCUUUGCUAGCUUUUCCUCUGAGGUUGCAGAGGAGAAGCAUGCUAAGUGUUACAUAGGCAAUUCUUAAGGAUGUCAGCUGACUCUGUCAAUGAAUACCAGGACAGCUAUUGUUUGAACUGCCCAUGGAAGUAAGACCUCCAUGAGGAGUAGCCCUGGGAAGUGGUUCUAAGUGUUGCAGCUGCUCUCUCCUAAUGGAUAGCCCAAUCCCAUGUGGACAUUGCUAUUGAUUAUUAGUGCUGCGUCAGCUUGUCCCAAAUGAAGGACUGCUACAGACAGGGUAAAGGAGAGUUGAUGAUGCCCCUGGCUCCAGGCAGGUUGUGAUGUGAUGGAGUCUAAAACAGUGGAUUGUGUGAGUCCGCCUCAGUAGAACAUGAAGAGGGAAUUCCAGAUUUCAGCUCCAGGAACUCAGUUGACUUUAUAGAUGAGUUCCCAGGGUUAACUUGGUGAUAACAGUCCAGCCUCAUGCAUCACGUGUCUAGCCUUAGACUUUAGUUGUAAGGUUCUUGGUGUAAGAUUUGGAGGCCAUGUUAUUUUCCUUUUUGGCACCCAAAUGAGGACUAAAGUGGUGUACAACCAAAUGGAAAAAAGGAUACAUUUAAGAAAAGUCAUAAGUCUGAAAAAAAAUCAUGAAUAAAACUUCUCAAGGAAGUUGGGGGCUAGUGACUGAGAAAGUAAAUCGUCAGCCAGAGAAAUCACCCAAGCUGCUCUGAAACCCUGUUUCAACUGAAUCCAAACGAUGCUGAGAGCCUUUGGUACAGAAGUGUUUCUGAUCGUGGACACAGGGCAGGAUAAAAACCAAACAACUGAUAUUGGAGUGGCAAGCCACCUUUUCUCGUAAAGAGUAAAUGGUACCCAGUCAGCCUUUGUGUGACCAGAAAUUUCACAAAACACUUGGGACACCUGUUUCUCUCUUCAUUUUCUGGAUCCCUGAGGGAGGUCUAGAAGGAAAAUCGAAGGAAGAGUCUAGAGUUUACCCUGCUUUCCCAAUCAUUCUCACUUUCUCCACUCCCUAUGUGUGGCAUUUCCCCCGACAGAGUGCCUGUAGUCUUCAUAAUAAAAUAAGUAAAUAAAUAAGCAAUAUGACAUAAACAGAUCCAUACUGCUAGCCUUUACAACUACAGUAAUGGAGCUUUUGUUUUGUAGUGUGUUGGUUUUUAAUGGCACUGUGCUGUCAAGGUAUCCACUGACGGACAAUCAAGCUGUAGAGGACACAUAAUAUCCAAGAGUUAGGGACUAAUAUACCAUACCUACUCAACCGUCUGCCUACCACCCCUACCCCUUUACCAUGCCCUGCCCUUGCUCACUCUCUCUUGUCAGUGUGCUUCACAAUACACACUGAAUUAACAAGAACAUCUUUAUACAAGUGGCUUUACAUUUCCUAAAAUGCCGUAAGAAAAAUGCAAUAUCUAGGUACUGUAUGGAGGAAAAAGAAGUCUAAGAUUUGCAUAAAACCAGUACAUUUCAGCUUGCAAGUUACUGAACAUGAUAAUGCUACUUCCAUUAUGUUUUUAUCCACGUCAGUUAAAAGUCACAAGUACACAGUGUAGAUAGAACAAACUGCAGAUAAGGAGAGAAAAAAAAUAAACUUGAAUGAAACAGAUUUUACAGAAAGCUUUAUGAUAAUUUUAAUGCAUUAUUUAUUUUUUUGUGCCAUGCAUUUUUUUCCUCACCAAAUGACCUUACCUGUAAUACAGUCUUGUUUGUCUGUUUACAACCGUGUAUUUAUUGCAAUGUACAUACUGUAAUGUUAAUUGUAAAUUAUCGGUUCUUAUUAAAACAUCAUCCCAAGCUGGGAUGGUGUUGACAUAUUUGGAAACUCUUGGUGAGAGAAUGAAUGGUGUGUAUACAUACUCCUUGUACAUUUUUUUUCUUCUGUAAUAUAGUCUCGUCAUCAUAGAGCUUGUUUAUGGAAAAUUGAAGCAAAAUAUAAGAUACAUAAAGAUAUAUAAAUUUAAAUAACAUAGCUGCAGGUCUUUGGUCCCAGGGCUGUGCCUUAACUGUAACCAAUACUUUCUUCUGUUUUGCUGCAUUUCAAAGUUAGGUGAUAGUGAGGCUGGGGCUGGGCAUUUUGGAGCCUUGAUCCUCACUGAUUGGAUUACAAUCUAUAGAUCACUGCUGGAGAACCUUCUGACCCUUGUGAGUUAAAAGCUCUUAAGUACUUGUUGCCAUGGAGCAAAAUGGCACCGAUGGUGCGUGUUUACCAGCUGAGUACUGAGAGCUACUUCACCUGGACACACAGGAUUGGUUUUCUUACUCCCAAACCACAGACUAAGGAAACAGUCUUCUCCAGUGACCGUAGAAUAGCCUUCUGGCUUCUAAACCUCACAGGGAGAUGCAUUAGAUUUGAAAUGGGAGCCAUAGAUCACUGAUCUCGUCAGCCCUGUGGUCACCAGCUUCCUGCCAUGCCAAGACAUUACACUAUUUUUAAUACUGUCUUUUCUCCAAGAUUAACCAAAUUUAGAUAUGUAUUAUACAUAGUCCAUAUGUAUAAUACAUAUGCAUACAUACACGUGUACAGACAUGUACAUGUGAAUCAUCUACUUAAACACAGUUAUAUGACGAUGCCAAUUCAUGUAAAAAUAAAGAAUUCGUGUCUCUAAAAUUGUUUUGUGUGUCCACGUGGAACUGUUAAGCCUAGCCUUGUACAAUGGCCAGUCCUAAAAGCCACGAGAGCUUCCUUGUGGAAAUGGUGGCCACCUCCCACUACAGCCCAGCCCUUAGAAUUUGUCACAUAGAAAAAAGUUCUUUUUUUCUAGGAAAAAAAAGAGCCUUCUAUUAUUUCAUUUUAUUUUUGACACAAACUGUAGAUUUUAGCAGCCCUGGCCCAAAGGAAUUUGAUUACUUUUGUUUUAAACAGUACAAAUGGGACACUAUACUCAGAAAAUACACCCUUUACUGAUUUCAGUUUUUUAAUUAUUUCUUUGGGUAUGUUUUCAGAGUGGUGAACUGUGUGUGAGCAUCACAGAUGAUGAAUCUGUUAGUGGUUUCGUAGCCUCUCUUACAGCCCAUGGGGAUAGCACUGUACAUCAAUACCUUCAUAUAAAAUUUUUAUAUGCCAUGAAAAUAAAAGCAUGGGUUGAUUCUGCCUA